Rasamsonia emersonii CBS 393.64 is the source of this 426-nucleotide messenger RNA. RefSeq lists its product as uncharacterized. The record is from RefSeq and is a predicted model, not a curated record. The transcript has a single exon. The annotation marks the transcript as partial. NCBI's taxonomy places the organism in Eukaryota, Fungi, Ascomycota, Eurotiomycetes, Eurotiales, Trichocomaceae.
AACCCCCUUUCUUCUUGGCCCGCAACGGUGGCCAACCAGGAGCGUCGGCGCGGAAUCGGCGCCUGCAUGCCAUGGGUUGAUCAGCGCGUUCUUUUGCCCUUCCCAGGUGGCUGGAGACAGCCUUUGCGCGUCGUUAAAUUGGAAGUCCUUCAUAUACGCGGCUCCCCUGAGAGCAUUCUCGGAAAGAUCCUGUAUGCAGCAGGCACUCGUCGUCCACGGAUUGGAAUGGAUGCGACAGGACUGCAGCGUGAAGUCGAGGACCGUUCGUCCGUGUCUAAAAAUGGCGACGAAGAAGCUGGGCAAAACCCCGAUCCCGUCGGCGCCAUCACCCACAGGACCACGAGGAAGACGCUCGUGGCGCGUGGGUCGCCAGAAAGUCAAUUGAUAUUACAGAGUAUACAGAGUGCACUGUCGAUGGAGAUAUAA